GUCUAUGACCACAACACGGAAGUAUUUGGAAAAUCAACAUCCUCGUCUUCGGCUUAUUUAAACAAAUUUACCUGAAUGCAGCUUACAAAAGACAUACCAAAUAUAUAAUAAUAGACUUAGUCGUCUCCUCUGCCAGACCUCAUCAUGCUGUCCAUCAGACCUUUAUAUACCGUAAUAACUACCGUUGUAAUCCUGUGUCUGUUGCAUGAGGUGGUUGUUGCACAAGCUAAGAACUUUGAGGAUGUUCGCUGCAAGUGUAUCUGCCCCCCAUACAGAAACAUAUCGGGCAAUGUGUACAACAGAAAUGUCACGCAGAAAGACUGUAACUGCCUGCAUAUAGUGGAUCCUAUGCCAGUUCCUGGUCAUGAUGUGGAGGCAUACUGUUUAUUGUGUGAGUGCAAAUAUGAGGAACGAAGCAGCAACACUAUAAAGGUGACAAUCAUCAUCUACCUUGGUGUAGUGGGUGCACUUCUUCUUUACAUGCUGUUCCUGCUGCUGGUGGAUCCUCUCAUCCGUAAAAAAGACCCAUACACUCAGCCACUGCACAAUGAGGAAGACUCUGAGGAGAUGCGCCCACGGGCUGAAGCUGCAACGCCCAGAGGGAACACUGUGCUGGAGAGGGUGGAGGGGGCACAGCAGAGGUGGAAGAAACAGGUCCAGGAGCAGCGCAAGACUGUUUUUGAUCGUCACAAGCUCCUUAGUUAGACCUAUAAGUACCUCAGACCAGGGUUAGAGCAGGUAACUUCAGAUCACAGCUUACCAGCUGCAUAUCUGCUGCAUGACUUUUGACAUUAACACCACAUCACUUAUUAACAAAUAUAAUAUGUAUGUAAUGAAGGCAUCAUUAUAUUUGCCAAGCAUCUGUAUAUGCCGAAGCUUUUCAGAAACUAGCAAUGCAAUACAUUUAUGUUAAUUUGGUAGGAAUUUUUAAGCUUGUGAAUAUACAUUGCUCUUAAUUUUUUUUUUAUGAAUAAGCUAAACAAGAUAACUCAAAUCUUGUGUAACCAAGAUAGUGAACUAAAUGCUCCAUAAUCUUAUAUAACAUUUCCAUGAAGUUUGAAUGCCUAAUUUUCUGACUGACCUUUUCAGUUUUUUAUUUAUAAGGAGACAUGGGGUCCACUAGAAUCAUACCUCAGUUUGAACUGCUGUAUUAUGGUCCCCUUUAGUGUCAGUUGGAACAUUUAUUAUAAUUUAAAUAAUGUAUGAUAAUCUCUACAUUUGCACUGGACUUUUGCACUGCUCUGUCUUUACACUGACCAUAAAUUCAAAUAAACGAAACAACCUCUUGAACUGAA
This is a messenger RNA of Boleophthalmus pectinirostris (great blue-spotted mudskipper), 1295 nucleotides long. It is a transcript of the gene tmem9, whose product is annotated as transmembrane protein 9. The record is from RefSeq and is a predicted model, not a curated record. Lineage: Eukaryota; Metazoa; Chordata; Actinopteri; Gobiiformes; Gobiidae. Gene Ontology annotation, cellular component: lysosomal membrane. Bases 145 to 705 code for a protein of 186 amino acids. The transcript has 6 exons.